Messenger RNA from Culex pipiens pallens (northern house mosquito), 1749 nucleotides. RefSeq names its product keratin, type I cytoskeletal 9-like. NCBI's taxonomy places the organism in Eukaryota, Metazoa, Arthropoda, Insecta, Diptera, Culicidae. The transcript has 9 exons. The coding region runs from base 211 to 1668 and encodes 485 amino acids. The record is from RefSeq and is a predicted model, not a curated record.
UAAGGCACGUUCGAGUACUUCUAAUGGCUCCAAGGGAGGGAUCAGAACGGCCACUGCCCACGCGUCGAUCGCGCGAUUAAACGGUUCGGCAAACGCGGACCUAUCGAUCAGAAGCGAACUGAACUCGGAAGUUAAAUGGUCGAGAUUGUGGAUCGUACAGCGAACGGUUAAAUUGUAGUGAAACUUUGUAUUAUCUUUCAGUAAAAUAAGAUGAACAGUGCGGUGACUUGUCGAGUGUUUCUGUUGCUGGGACUGCUAGUUCUGGUCAGUGUAGAAUGUAGUCGCGUUAAGUUUCUCGGAGAAGACGUCGGCGAUGACGAAGACGAUGUGGCGUUGAUACGAGGUGCCGUCAAUAUUGGACGCGAUAUUACUGGAUUUAUCUUUGGUGGCCGGCCUACGCGUCGCAGACCGACUGUACGAACCACUACCACGAGGCCGGAUGAUGUCCACCAUCCGAAUGCGGGAGGAAACGUUGGAGUGGAGAGACCUGAAAAAAUAAAAUGUGUAGAAUGUAGCCGCGUUAAGUUUCUCGGAGAAGACGUCGGCGAUGACGAAGACGAUGUGGCGUUGAUACGAGGUGCCGUCAAUAUUGGACGCGAUAUUACUGGAUUUAUCUUUGGUGGCCGGCCUACGCGUCGCAGACCGACUGUACGAACCACUACCACGAGGCCGGAUGAUGUCCACCAUCCGAAUGCGGGAGGAAACGUUGGAUUCUCCGGUUCAUCGGCAGCCGCUGGCUCGCAAACGAUCCAAACUGGGAACCAGCAUGGCUCGUCCGGAUCAGCUGCCACUGCCCAGACGGCUACCGUGAAUAAUGGCGGCGGCAACUCGGGACUGGGAAUAUCUGCGGCCGCGGCCAAUGCCAACUCGCACCACCAGACCUCCCCGUCUUCCCCCGGUCAUCAUAAUGGAUUCUCUGGCGGCGGCGGCGCCUCGGGAGCGGCUGCCAGCUCCCAGAGCUUCAAUGGCGGAGGAUUCCCAGGGUCCAGCAUUUCGGCAUCCGCUGCGAAUGCAAACUCCUACAAUACUCAGCACGGUAGUGGCGGAGGAUCAGCAUCGGCAGCCAAUGCCCAAUCUGCUUCCUUUAACUCGAGAUAUCCUGGAUUCGGCUUUUCCGGAUCCAGUUCAAGCGCAAACUCAGCUAGUCAAGGAUUUGGAUCGUCCAUUGGAUCCGGCGCAGGAGUGGCCACCGGAAAUGGUUUCGGAGGAUCCGGUGGGAGUGCGGCAGCUGCCAACGCACAGACGGCCACCAUCAAUUCCGGCGGAUUCGGAGUGUCCGCGUCGAACGCGAACGCCAACAGCUUGAACCAGCAAAUUGGUGGUUUCGGCUCAUCCAGUUCGAACGCCAACGCCAACUCCUUCACGCACGGGUUCGGUUCCAAUGGGUUUGGAAGCAGUGCGGCCAACGCGCAGUCAAACUCGUUCCAGAGCAGCGGACCGUUGGGUUCGUUUGGGGCGUCCAAUUCGGCAUCGCAAUCGCAGGGAUUCACCGUUGGGGCGGGAGGUAUCUCGGGAUCGGCGGCCCUUUCCGGAAGUCAAACGUACAGGAUACCCUACCACAAGGACGUAACGCUAUCGUACUCCAGUGGGUUCUCAACGGCUGGGAACCAGGGUGGACAGGGAGGGGAUUCGAGUUACGCGAAUGGAGCUUCGUUUACGAUAAAUUAAACAUAAUAGUAUUGAAAAGUGUUCAUUGUAAAUUUUACAAAAGAGAGUAUAAAUAAAAUGUAUUUAUUAUCUAUCUAAGAA